AAUUGAAUCAACUAAUAAAUCGUCAAAGUAAACACGAUACCAAGUCCGAAUGAGUUUAGGAGCUGCCCCAAUAUUGAAUGGUAGUGAACAGUGAGUCGGCUAGGGAGAAUUCGCGCGCGAGUCGCGCGAGAGGAUACGCUAAUUCAGCCAGAUUAGGAAACUCAAACAUCCCAUUCCCUCGCCUAUCACGUGCUUUAAUUAUGCCUUUCCUUUAGCCCUACUUCUUUCAUUCCCCCUCCCCCACUAUAUAUACAUCUCCGUCUCUGACUCUGCUAAAUUCUCAGCUACCUUAUUAGUUUCAUUCUCCUGUUUCUUCCUCACAAAGCCAAAAUAACUCGUCUCCCGCAAAUUCCAUGGAGUGGGAUCGAGGAGCGUCUCUUGGUACUGGAACCUUUGCUUCCGUUCACCUGGCCAUUCCUAGAGUUAUUUCUGCUCAAUUUUCAUCCCCUGCGGCCGUCAAGUCCGCUGAUGUCUUCGCUUCUUCUUCCCUCCGGAACGAACAGGACGUAUUUCAUCGCCUUGGACCCUGCCCCCAAAUCGUCAGGUGCUUCGGCCAUGAUUCUACCUUCGAAAACGGUGUUCAGUAUUAUAAUCUGUUCCUGGAAUACGCCGCCGGCGGCAGUCUUGCUGAUCAGCUCAAAAUUUGCGGCGGUCGGUUGCCGGAAUCCGAUGUCCGCCGAUACACCAGGUCCAUCGUUCGAGGACUCAGACAUAUUCACGCCAGCGGCUUCGUCCACUGUGAUAUAAAGCUUCCCAACAUUCUUCUCUUUGCCAAUGGCGACGUCAAGAUUGCGGACUUUGGACUCGCCAAGAAGUCAGGGCCAGAACAGAGAAGCGAGGAAACCAAGUAUGAGCUCAGGGGAACUCCUGCGUGUAUGUCCCCGGAAUCAGUAAAUGACAAUGAGUAUGAAUCUCCAGCCGAUAUAUGGGCUCUCGGAUGUGCCGUGGUGGAGAUGGUCACCGGAAAACCCGCCUGGGAUUUCAAGGACGGAUCCAAUAUUUUCUCGCUGUUGAUGCGGAUUGGAGGGGGAGAAGAAUUACCUGAAAUUCCCAAUGAUUUAUCAGACGAUGGGAAGGAUUUCCUUAGAAGGUGUCUGGUGAAGGAUCCUAGAAAAAGAUGGACGGCGGAGAAGCUCUCGGAGCAUCCCUUCGUAGCCGACGAAACUGUUUCGUUAGAGCAUGUCAAAGAACCGUGGACGUCGCCGAGAAGUCACUUCGAUUUCCCAGACUGGGUUUCCAAUACAACAACUUCUGCUCUGAAUUCACCGGAAUCUGAUGACCGGUGUGAAUGGAAAUUUGAAUCGUCGCGCCUAUGCAGUACGUGUUCGCCGGAGGAUAGGCUCCGGGAGCUGAUGACGAAUCAGACGCCAAAUUGGUCGGCAUCUGACAAUUGGAUUUGUGUUAGAUAGGAAUUAGAAUUUUUUUGUAGCCAGUAGCAGAGGUUGAGUGGUAGAACGGGGAGCGGAUUUUUUCAUACAAUUCUUAAAUGUUAAUAUCUAGCUGUAAAUACUGAAUACAUUAAGUAAUGGUGCUAAUUUUUACCUCCAUUGCUUGUGACCCUCUGUACAGAAAUUUU
Molecule: messenger RNA, 1576 nt
Organism: Neltuma alba
Lineage: Eukaryota; Viridiplantae; Streptophyta; Magnoliopsida; Fabales; Fabaceae
Product: mitogen-activated protein kinase kinase kinase 17
Exons: 1
Coding region: 354-1409 (351 amino acids)
Biological process (GO): protein phosphorylation; signal transduction
Molecular function (GO): protein kinase activity; ATP binding
Source: RefSeq, a predicted model, not a curated record